This is a messenger RNA of Cariama cristata (Red-legged seriema), 1698 nucleotides long. RefSeq names its product myosin heavy chain, skeletal muscle, adult-like. The transcript has 12 exons. Gene Ontology annotation, biological process: vesicle transport along actin filament; actin filament organization. Gene Ontology annotation, cellular component: vesicle; cytoplasm; actin cytoskeleton. Lineage: Eukaryota; Metazoa; Chordata; Aves; Cariamiformes; Cariamidae. Gene Ontology annotation, molecular function: ATP binding; microfilament motor activity; actin filament binding. The annotation marks the transcript as partial. The record is from RefSeq and is a predicted model, not a curated record.
GAGCUCAUGGCUACAGAUAGUGCCAUUGACAUCCUGGGCUUCACUCCUGAUGAGAAGACAGCCAUCUACAAGCUGACAGGGGCUGUCAUGCACUAUGGGAACCUGAAGUUCAAGCAGAAACAGCGAGAGGAGCAGGCAGAGCCAGAUGGCACAGAAGUUGCUGACAAGGCUGCCUACCUGAUGGGCCUUAACUCAGCUGACCUGCUCAAAUCCCUAUGUUAUCCUCGAGUCAAAGUUGGGAAUGAAUUUGUGACCAAAGGCCAAACUGUGGAGCAGGUGAACAAUGCAGUUGGUGCCCUGGCAAAGGCUGUCUAUGAGAAGAUGUUCCUGUGGAUGGUUAUGCGUAUCAACCAACAGCUGGAUACCAAGCAACCCAGACAGUACUUCAUUGGUGUCCUGGACAUUGCUGGCUUUGAGAUCUUUGAUUUCAAUAGCUUUGAGCAGCUGUGUAUCAACUUCACCAAUGAGAAACUACAACAGUUCUUCAACCACCACAUGUUUGUGCUGGAGCAGGAGGAGUACAAGAAGGAAGGAAUUGAAUGGACAUUCAUUGACUUUGGGAUGGACCUGGCUGCCUGCAUUGAGCUCAUUGAGAAGCCCAUGGGCAUCUUCUCCAUCCUGGAAGAGGAGUGCAUGUUCCCCAAGGCAACUGACACUUCUUUCAAGAACAAGCUUUAUGACCAGCAUCUGGGCAAGUCCAGCAACUUCCAGAAGCCCAAGCCUGUCAAAGGCAAAGCUGAGGCCCACUUCUCCCUGAUACACUACGCUGGCACAGUGGACUACAACAUCACUGGCUGGCUGGAGAAGAACAAAGACCCCCUGAAUGAAACUGUCAUUGCAUUGUACCAGAAAUCAUCUGUGAAGACACUGGCCUUACUCUUUGCGAACUAUGGUGGAGCAGAUGCAGAGGGUGGUGGCAAAAAGGGUGGCAAGAAGAAGGGUUCUUCUUUCCAGACUGUCUCUGCUCUUUUCCGGGAGAAUUUAAACAAGCUGAUGACAAAUCUACGCAGCACUCACCCCCAUUUUGUCCGAUGCAUCAUCCCAAACGAAACAAAAACGCCUGGUGCCAUGGAGCAUGAGUUGGUACUGCAUCAGUUACGAUGCAAUGGUGUACUGGAAGGGAUCAGAAUUUGCAGGAAAGGAUUCCCCAGCAGAGUCUUGUAUGCUGACUUCAAACAGAGAUACAGAGUGCUUAAUAUAAGUGCUAUUCCAGAAGGUCAGUUCAUGGAUAGCAAGAAGGCUUCUGAGAAGCUGCUUGGGUCCAUUGAUGUAGACCACACUCAGUACAGAUUUGGUCACACCAAGGUGUUCUUCAAAGCUGGGCUGAUAGGUCUGCUGGAGGAGAUGAGAGAUGAGAAACUAGCACAGAUUAUGACCAGGACACAAGCCAGGUGUAGAGGCUUCCUGAUGAGAGUGGAGUAUCAGAAAAUGGUGGAGAGGAGGGAGUCCAUCUUCUGCAUCCAGUACAAUGUUCGUGCAUUCAUGAAUGUCAAGCAUUGGCCCUGGAUGAAGCUGUUCUUCAAGAUCAAGCCCUUACUGAAGAGUGCAGAAUCUGAGAAGGAGAUGGCCAACAUGAAACAAGAGUUUGAGAAAACCAAGGAAGAGCUGGCAAAGUCUGAGGCAAAGAGGAAGGAGCUGGAGGAGAAAAUGGUGACCUUACUGCAGGAGAAAAAUGACCUGCAGCUCCAAGUACAGGCG